GUACCACCCCACUGAGAGGAUGAAGGUCUCUGUAGCUGCCUUCUUUCUCCUCAUCGUCAUCCCCACCACUACUGCUGCUUUUAACAGCCAGCCAAAAAUUCCUGAGGCGGUGAACCAACCGACCACCUGCUGCCUGAAGUAUCAUGAGAAAAUAUUGCCAAGGAAACUGGUGGUAGGAUACCAGAAGGCCCUCAUCUGUCACCUGCCAGCAAUCAUCUUCAUCACCAGAAAGAACCGAGACGUCUGCAGCAACCCCAGCAAUGACUGGGUCCAAGAGUACAUCAAGGAUCCCAGCUUACCUUUGCUGCCCUCCAGAAACUCAGGGCUUAAAAGUAACACAUCAAAGAAAGGCCAACCCCAGCUCCGAAGCUCUCCAUGA
Messenger RNA from Lemur catta (Ring-tailed lemur), 379 nucleotides. RefSeq names its product C-C motif chemokine ligand 16 (gene CCL16). Bases 20 to 379 code for a protein of 119 amino acids. The record is from RefSeq and is a predicted model, not a curated record. Gene Ontology annotation, molecular function: chemokine activity; CCR chemokine receptor binding. Lineage: Eukaryota; Metazoa; Chordata; Mammalia; Primates; Lemuridae. The transcript has 4 exons. Gene Ontology annotation, cellular component: extracellular region. Gene Ontology annotation, biological process: positive regulation of GTPase activity; inflammatory response; G protein-coupled receptor signaling pathway.